AUGGGCAAGCACCGGAAGCAUCCCCAGGGAGCGGCAGAGGUUCAGGGCCGCUCCGAGACGCACACGCCGCACUUGGACCAGCUGAUCCGGGAGGGUGUGCUUCUGGAACGGCACUACGCCUACAAGAUCUGCUCCCCCUCCAGGUCUUCCAUUCAAAGUGGGCGCCUUGCGGUGCAUGUGAACUCGGUGAACACUGGUGUGACCUUUUGGAACCCAGAGGACAACGUGUCAGGCUUUGCCGGCGUUCCGGCGAACAUGACCGGCCUUGCGGAGAAGAUGCAACAUGCCGGCUACCGGACGCACCUGGUGGGCAAGUGGGACGUGGGCAUGGCCACGCCCUUACACACUCCUCUUGGUAAGGGCUACGAUUCCUGGCUGGGCUACUUCCAGCAUGCCAAUGACUACUGGCAGGAAAGCAUGCCCUUAGCAUCCACAGGCAACGUUGACAUUUGCUUGAACAAGUUUCGAGACUUCUCCCUCUACAACAGAACUUACCGGGCGGGUGUCACGGAAGCUGUGGCUCGCGAGCUGGGAUGUAACGCCAACGUGAAGCAUGUCCAGAAAAUGGGGAUCAAGCCGCAGGUCAAUUCUACAGGGUGCAACGUGGAUGAUCCCGACUACUGUCUUCCCGAUAGUUGCUUCGAAGAGGCCAUGUUCAACCAGUAUGCUCUGAGGAUCAUCAAAGAGCACGACCGCCACAAGCCUCUCUUCCUCUUCUACUCCUUCCACCUCCUCCACACUCCCCUGCAGAUCCCAGAGUCCUACUUGCAUGAGAUUGACAGCCUUGUGGCCCGAAGCGGGGUCCCGCACAGCAUCCCGUGGACGCAGAACCGGAGGCUCUACGCCGCCAUGACUUUGUAUAUGGAUACCAUGGUGGGCAAUUUGAUUUCUGCCCUCAAAGAACGCCAGAUGUACGAAGACACCCUCAUCGUGUUCACCGCGGACAACGGCGGGCCCGUUUACGAGCCUGGCUCAGCCAACAACUGGCCAUUGAAAGGAGGCAAGUACAGCGACUGGGAGGGAGGUGUGCGAACCAAUGCCUUCGUGUCGGGUGGCUUCGUGCCAUGGCCGCGGCGUGGCACGAAGUUCGGCGGUGUUAUCUCCAUCGCCGAUUGGUAUGCAACGCUAUCCACCAUCGUGGGCGUUCCCGUUCACGACGAGAAAGCCGAGGCGGCCAACAGGUACUUGCUUCAGAAUGGCUUGCCCCUGCUACCCCCCGUGGACGGCCGGCCCCAGUGGGAGAACAUCGUUUGGGACAUCAAUGGCCGGAAAGAUGCAUUGCACCUUAGCCAGGAGGCCCUCCUGUGGUGGCCCUUCAAGCUUGUGACGGGCAAACAACCUUACAGCUUCCACCAAGGCCCGGUGUAUCCCAAUUGCACUACAGAAGAAGGCUUGCAUGCGGAUGAAGGGCCCAUCUUCUCCGACAUGCAUGUCUUUGGCGUGCCCGUCUACCCAAGCGCGAAUGCCUCGCAGCAGGAUGAACUCACGAUGGCCAGCGACUGCAGCUACGGCGGCUGCCUCUUCAAUGUGGAGCGCGACCCCAAUGAAGUUCAGGACCUUGCCGCCGACCCUAUUUACUCCGACGUGCUCUUCCAGAUGCAGAAGAAGCUCUACUACCUCAACGAAGGCAACUUCAACCCAAAUCGCGGAGAGCCGGCCGUCGAAGCCUGCCUCCAAGCCGCCGAUCUCGGAGGCUACUACGGUCCGUUCGUCGAGGUGGAUGGCUUCUACAAGAAAGUGCACCUUACGGAGGAGCAGAAGAGUGUCGAGGCGGCAAACAAGAAGGAACUCCUUAACCUGAACGAGACGCUGCAGAAGGAGGGUGAGAAGUAUGUCAUCGAGUUCAGUGAAGAGUAUGGCCUGAUUGACAUCUUCCGCCCGGGCCCAAACAACUCCAUCGACGUCUGCAUGAAUGACACAGGGAGCGAUACAGCUCCGACUUUGUUUCCCUGA
This is a messenger RNA of Symbiodinium sp. CCMP2592, 1953 nucleotides long. The record is from the annotation of a GenBank genome assembly. NCBI's taxonomy places the organism in Eukaryota, Dinophyceae, Suessiales, Symbiodiniaceae.